CCGGUUAACCUCAAAAUAUUUUAAGUUUGGCAACGUGACGUGCGUCCACACUUCAUUCUUCAUUCGUGUUGUUGUGGAACGGGACAAGUCCUGUUCCUUUUCAUACAUUUUCGGCACGCGUUUUAGUUACUCUGUUUAGGAUUAGGUCGUUUUUUUGAAAUGGGUGGUUACAAGUACGUACAAGAGGUGUACAGAAAGAAGCAGAGCGAUGUGCUGCGUUACUUGCUGCGCAUACGCGUCUGGCAAUACCGUCAAAUGACCCGUGUCCACAGAGCUCCACGUCCAACCAGGCCCGAUAAAGCCAGGCGACUUGGAUACAAAGCUAAACAAGGAUUCUCAAUAUUCAGAGUGCGUAUCAGGCGUGGUGGCCGCAAACGUCCAGUACCCAAAGGUGCAACAUACGGUAAACCUAAGAGCCAUGGAGUCAAUGAAUUAAAACCGAAACGUUGUCUUCAAUCAAUUGCUGAGGAAAGAGUUGGACGUCGUUGUGGUGGUCUGCGUGUCCUCAACUCUUACUGGGUUGGGCAGGACGCAAUAUUCAAGUUCUAUGAAGUAAUAACUGUUGAUACUGCACAUCCCGCUAUCCGCAGAGAUGCCAAAGUCAAUUGGAUCUGCAACGCGGUGCACAAACACAGAGAACUACGUGGUAAGACAUCUGCCGGACGCAAGUCUCGAGGUCUUGGAAAGGGUCACGGAUACUCCCAGACGAUUGGUGGAUCAAGAAAGGCAUGCUGGAAGCGCAAGAACACCUUACAGCUACACAGAAAACGAUAAACCCAUUACUAUUAUAUACUAUUUUGUAUUGCAUUUUUAUGGCAACAUCGUAUGUUAAUAAAAUGGUGUUUAUUUUACAGAA
Messenger RNA from Adelges cooleyi (spruce gall adelgid), 856 nucleotides. It is a transcript of the gene RpL15, whose product is annotated as 60S ribosomal protein L15. Gene Ontology annotation, cellular component: ribosome; cytosolic large ribosomal subunit. Bases 160 to 774 code for a protein of 204 amino acids. The record is from RefSeq and is a predicted model, not a curated record. The transcript has 5 exons. Lineage: Eukaryota; Metazoa; Arthropoda; Insecta; Hemiptera; Adelgidae. Gene Ontology annotation, biological process: cytoplasmic translation. Gene Ontology annotation, molecular function: structural constituent of ribosome; RNA binding.